Epinephelus fuscoguttatus (brown-marbled grouper) is the source of this 2704-nucleotide messenger RNA. RefSeq names its product acyl-CoA synthetase family member 2 (gene acsf2). Bases 344 to 2179 code for a protein of 611 amino acids. NCBI's taxonomy places the organism in Eukaryota, Metazoa, Chordata, Actinopteri, Perciformes, Serranidae. The transcript has 16 exons. The record is from RefSeq and is a predicted model, not a curated record. Gene Ontology annotation, molecular function: medium-chain fatty acid-CoA ligase activity. Gene Ontology annotation, biological process: fatty acid metabolic process.
CUCACUCACUCACUCACUCAGUGCUGGACCAGUUUGUUCACAUGAUAAAAUAAGGUUCCUGUUUAUAAAGAAGUUUCCCAGCAGUCUGGUGGUAGUUUGUGGCCCCUCAGUUGUUUCCUUGCAGCACUGACGUCUCCAUCAGGAGAGCACUGCUGUGAGCUCAUGUGACGGAUCAAGGUCCGUGGAAGGAGCUGCCAAUCGCUGCAGACUAAUCUCCCGCGAAUCAAAAGUGAAUUCCUGCCUGAACUGUGUCAGAGCAGCUCAGUCUCGCGGAGCUCAGAGGAAGUAGAUCUCUCCCAGUGUGUUGGUGAGGAAGAGGAGCGCUAAGCUGCAGCUGCACACUAUGACACCCAGGCUCGUGCUGUGCUCACAGGCUCUACGGAACAGCUGUGUGUUCUCCACAUGUGUAAAGGUUCUGCAGAGACCGUGGACACGUCACCCAGGAUCACCUACAGCCACUCGUGGCAUUCAUGUGGACUCUCCGCCCAUCGUCCCAACUCUCACUACCAGCUACGUCCAUGGCACGUCUUCCACAUCUUUUCUCCACACUACAGUUGGAGAGUCCCUGCUGAGGACAGUGGAGCGCUGGCCUGACCGACAGGCCAUGGCCUUUCUGCAAGACGGAGUUCGCAAGACCUUUGCACAGUUUCAGCAAGAUGUGGAUCAAGCUGCAGCCGGACUGCUGGCACUUGGGCUGCAGAAAGGAGACCGGCUCGGCAUGUGGGGACCCAACACUUACGAAUGGAUCCUCAUGCAGUUUGCCACAGCCAAAGCUGGCAUUAUACUGGUGUCAGUGAACCCAGCGUACCAGCUGCAGGAGGUGGAGUUUGCACUGCGGAAGGUUGGGUGUAAAGCUAUCGUGUGUCCUACGCAGUUUAAGACUCAGAAGUACUGUGACAUGCUGAGAAAGAUAUGUCCAGAGAUCGAGUCGUCCACCCCAGGAGACAUCAGGAGUGCCAGACUCCCAGAACUCCGAUCUGUGAUUGUUCUGGAUAGUCGACACCCAGGAAUGCAUCUCUUUGAGGACGUGAUGCAGGCGGGCAGCAGCCAGCACAUGCAGCAGCUUCAGGAUCUGCAGAGAAAGAUCUCCUUCGAUGAUCCGAUCAACAUCCAGUUCACUUCGGGAACAACUGGCGCUCCAAAGGGUGCCACCUUGACUCAUCACAACAUCGUCAACAACGCCUACUUUAUUGGUAUAAGAAUGGGAUACUCCUGGAAGCAUCACAUCGCCUGCAUCCCUGUGCCUUUGUACCACUGCUUCGGCUCUGUGGGCGCUGGAAUGUGCAUGGCCUUGCACGGCCUCUCCCUGGUCUUCCCCUCUGCUGGGUAUGAUGGGAAGGCCAAUUUAGCAGCAAUAGAGAGUGAAAGGUGCUCGUUCAUCUACGGCACCCCCACCAUGUACGUGGACAUGAUUAACCAGCCGGAUUUGGCAAAAUACGACCUGUCAUCAGCCGAGGCAGGCAUCAUGGCCGGUUCCCCGUGUCCUCCAGAACUUGUGAAGAAUAUUGUUUCUGUGAUGGGCAUCAAGGGAAUAACAAUCGGAUACGGCACCACGGAGAACAGCCCCGUCACCUUCUUAGGCUCCCCGACAGACAACAUGGAGAGGAAGUCUGAGACCGUCGGCUUCAUCUUUGACCACAUAGAGGCUAAAAUCGUGGACCCUUCAACAGGAGAGCUGCUGCCUCUCGGGACGAUGGGUGAGAUUCUGAUCAGAGGUUACUGUGUGAUGCCGGAGUACUGGGGCGACAAAGCCAAGACACAAGAGUGCAUCACUAAAGAAGGAUGGUAUAAAACUGGAGACAUCGGCAGAAUGGACGGGUUCGGUUACUGUCGCAUCGAGGGCAGGAUUAAAGACAUGAUCAUCAGAGGAGGAGAGAACAUUUACCCAGCUGAGAUCGAACAGUUCCUGCACACACACCCCAAAGUCAAGGAGGCACAGGUGGUCGGAGUGGAGGAUGCUCGUAUGGGUGAAGAGGUCUGUGCCUGUAUCAAACUCACUGAUGGAGAGGAAUGCACUGUAGAAGAAAUCAAGGCUUACUGCAAGGGACAGAUCGCUCACUUCAAGAUCCCUCGCUAUAUUCUGUUUGUGACCAGCUACCCACUCACCAUUACUGGAAAGAUCCAGAAACACAAACUACGCAUAGAAGCAGAGCAGCAGCUCGGACUGAAGAAGAAGUGAGAGUCACGGAUGAAGAGAAUUUAGUUAUUGAAUAUUGUCUUACGCAAAUACAGGGAUUGGCAAUUUUCUUACUGUCAGUAAAUCCCAUGAAAAGAUCAAAACCAGCAAUUGAUCCAACUACAACUUGCAUGUGUGCACAAAAACACAUCACGCUGAGUGUUCCUUCAUUUCCCUGAGCGCACACACUGCAGUUCAUUUUGACUUUUGCACUGUCUUCCUGUUGGCAUAACGUUUGCUAAAAAAUUCCUGUGACCAGAUGUGGAUGGAUGGAUGUGGAUUUGGUCUUUUCAUGGGAUUUGUUGACAAAAAGAAAAAUCUAGAAUAACACCAGCCAUAUCCUUUAUUACCCUCCUACUAUAUAAUAUAGGCGUAAUAAAACAUGUGAACUUACAGCAGACUGAAGAUCGGUGCAGAACUGUUGAACCCCUCUGUUCUCUAGAGUUCUUUUUUUAUCCUGCAAAAAUAACAAACUAUUAAAAUAUUUUUACAUCCAUUUGAAAUAAACUUUGUACCACAUUAUUAAAA